AACACGUUCUUCCGCCCAUUUCCCUCUCUCUUCCUUUGUACGCCAUCGUGGUGUGCGCGGUGGACUCUGUUGCUCGCCAUGUCUUCUCACAAGACUUUCAGGAUCAAGCGAUUCCUGGCCAAGAAACAGAAGCAAAAUCGUCCCAUUCCCCAGUGGAUUCGGAUGAAAACUGGUAAUAAAAUCCGGUACAACUCCAAGAGGAGACAUUGGAGAAGAACCAAGCUGGGUCUAUAAGGAAAUGCACAUGAGGUGGCACAUAUGUUUAUGUUGAAUCAUGGUCACCGUCAUCUUGCUAUUAUCAAGCUGAAAAUCUCCACAGUCAAGAAGUCGGACAUGUUUAAUUGGGAUGUGAUUUUUUGUUUAUGUGCUCUGCACUAGUGGGCUGGCUCAGUAAUAAAUAUGAAACCGUUUGUCUGA
This is a messenger RNA of Carlito syrichta (Philippine tarsier), 417 nucleotides long. RefSeq names its product ribosomal protein L39 (gene RPL39). The transcript is spliced from 3 exons. Gene Ontology annotation, biological process: translation. The record is from RefSeq and is a predicted model, not a curated record. Lineage: Eukaryota; Metazoa; Chordata; Mammalia; Primates; Tarsiidae. The coding region runs from base 79 to 234 and encodes 51 amino acids. Gene Ontology annotation, molecular function: structural constituent of ribosome. Gene Ontology annotation, cellular component: ribosome; cytosolic large ribosomal subunit.